Molecule: messenger RNA, 2715 nt
Organism: Heteronotia binoei (common prickly gecko)
Lineage: Eukaryota; Metazoa; Chordata; Lepidosauria; Squamata; Gekkonidae
Gene: EEFSEC
Product: eukaryotic elongation factor, selenocysteine-tRNA specific
Exons: 7
Coding region: 190-1953 (587 amino acids)
Biological process (GO): selenocysteine incorporation
Molecular function (GO): GTPase activity; translation elongation factor activity; GTP binding
Source: RefSeq, a predicted model, not a curated record
CUGAUUAGAGGCCGUGUGAUGGGAUGUCCCAGCCGCACUUAGUAGCUCUUGGGGUAUUUUCCCGCACAAAUCCACCGAGGCAGGCGCGGUGGUUGCCCGGAACGACCCUAACGUAGCCUGUGUUACCGCGGGGGUGUUGUUAGGAGCCGGACCGGCUAGUGAGCGAAAGGAACGGCGUUCGAGGCAUCCAUGGCCGGUGUAAGCGUUGUUUCCCCCGUGCCGGAGCCCGGAGCGUUGCUUCGGCUCAAUGUGAACGUGGGCGUCCUGGGCCACAUUGACAGUGGCAAGACGGCGCUGGCGCGGGCCCUCAGCACAAUCGGUUCCACGGCCGCCUUCGACCGAGCCCCCCAGAGCCGAGCUCGGGGCAUCACCCUGGAUUUGGGCUUCUCCUGCCUGUGCACCGAGCUGCCCUCACACCUGGGGCUUGGGCCUGGGCAGCUUCAGCUAACCCUGGUGGAUUGCCCGGGACACGCCUCCCUUAUCCGCACCAUUAUUGGCGGUGCCCAGAUCAUUGACCUGAUGAUGCUUGUGAUAGAUGUGACAAAGGGGAUGCAGACUCAGUCAGCAGAAUGCUUGGUUAUUGGGCAGAUUGCUUGCCAGAAGAUGAUAGUUGUUUUGAACAAAAUAGAUCUUCUUCCAGAGGAGAAGCGGCAGGCUGCUGUUGAGAAGAUGACAAAAAAAAUGCAGAAGACCUUGGAAAAUACCAAAUUCCAUGGAUGUCCUAUAGUUGCAGUUGCAGCAAAGCCUGGUGGAUCUGAAGCCUCUGAAACAGUGACACUGAUAGGAGUUUCUGAGCUAAUUGAGGUCCUGAAGUCAGAGGCCUACCUACCAAAAAGAGAUCCCUCAGGAUCAUUCCUUAUGGCUGUUGACCACUGUUUCUCCAUUAAGGGUCAAGGCACUGUAAUGACAGGAACUAUUCUUUCAGGCUGUGUUAGCAUUGGAGACAAUGUGGAGAUUCCUGCCCUGAAGGUGACAAAGAAAGUCAAGUCCAUGCAGAUGUUCCAUACUCCAGUAACAUAUGCCAUGCAGGGUGACAGGGUAGGCAUCUGUGUCACACAGUUUGAUCCAAAGCUGUUGGAACGUGGUCUUGUAUGUACGCCUGAAUCUCUCCAGACAAUUCAUGCUGCUAUAAUCUCUUUAAGCAAAAUCCCAUAUUUCCGAGGCGCUCUUCAGACCAAGGCAAAGUUUCACAUCACAGUUGGUCAUGAAACUGUUAUGGGAAGAGUAAUGUUCUUCAGCCCGGCUCCAGAUGAUUUCCACAAAGAACCCUUGGAGAAUGAUUUUGAUUUUAAAAAAGAGUUUCUUUAUCAAGAGGAAUAUCUUUCAAAAGACUCAAAACCUUCAGAGGAAAACAAGGAGAAUGACCAAACUGGGGAAAGACAGCUCCCAAAACAACAGUGGGCCUUACUGGAGUUUGAAAAACCAGUUACUUGUCCUAAGUUAUGUCUUGUAAUUGGUUCAAAGCUGGAUACAGAUAUUCAUGCAAACACUUGCAGACUGGCAUUUCAUGGAAUACUGCUGAAAGGGAUGGAAGACAAGAAUUAUAUGGAAACAUGUCUUCCAGAACUGAAAGUUUACAAGCUGAAGCAUAAGGAUGGACAAGUUGAGCGGCUGUGUGAUGAUUACAGUGUGAUUGGUCGUUCAUUGUUUAAAAAAGAGACCAACAUACAACUUUUUGUGGGGCUAAAGGUCAAGUUGUCUACAGGAGAGGAAGGAGUGAUAGAAGGUGGCUUUGGGCAGAGUGGGAAAUUUAAAAUCCACAUUUCAGAUGGGGUGAGGCCAGAAACAAAGGCAAUUCUGACUGCCACGUCCAAGAAGAAGCCCAAGGCAGGGAAGGGAGAUCCAGCAAAAGAGGAUGAAAGCAACAAGGUUGACUCAGCCCAGCCUGUUCAUAUCACUCUUCUCUUCAAAAGAUACAUCUUUGAUGCACAGAAGAAAAUGAUUCAGUCCUGAGAAACAUCAGAAGUGUCCUUUUAAAGGCAGAAGACCAAAAUGACUUCCAUCAGAAUGAAGUAGUUAUUUCCUUCAAUUUUGGAAGGUUUUAAUUUUGGUCAUGGAAAAGGCAAUGCCCAUGAACCAAAGACUGAAGCCCCGAUACUGCUGCUGUCCUCAGUGGUCUGUAGAUUAUAUUUCUGAUUUUGCUAUUCCAAUCCACCUUGCCUUUAACUUGAAGCCAUCUGUUGAAAUUGUUUAGUUGCUUUCAUAGCUAACACAACUGCUUUUCACAUAGAUCAUAUUUUCUUGAAUUUUUUCAUCAUUCAUGAUAGUCAGAAAAUUGAUUUAAUGUGAAAUUUCACUUGAUGGGAAGGCAAAAUAUAACAAUGAUGUAUGCUGAAAGUAAAUUUUUUAUGUUUAAUUAUCCAGAUGUAUUGUUUGUAUGGCAGGGAUUAUCUUGUAAAUGAGGAUACACUGUGAAUACCGUUUAUAACUGGCUUCAGUAUCAGAACAUCUUUAGGAAUGUAUGUACUUUCAUGGUAUAUAUUGUUAACUUUUCUUCUUUCAGGGGUUUAGAACUGCUUUUGUAUAAUAUGUUUAAGUAAACUUUUGAAAUCUGUUUUCCUCUAAGAAAGUAGGUAAAAUAAGCAACUCUGAGCUACUGUUAAGUAAACCUGCUGAAGAUGAAUGCCGCUAAGUAUCUCUGAAUCCAUCUUCAUUGUUAUUACCAAGGUGUCAUAUUGUGAAAACUAAACCAAAUAAAGGUAUAAAUAUAGUGAA